Molecule: messenger RNA, 2822 nt
Organism: Danio rerio (zebrafish)
Lineage: Eukaryota; Metazoa; Chordata; Actinopteri; Cypriniformes; Danionidae
Source: RefSeq, a predicted model, not a curated record
UUGUGCUGCCCAUUAUGUUAUAAACCACAGGAGAAGGCAAAUUCUUCAGCAGGAUAGCGCUGCUUCUCAUACUUCAGCUUCCACAUCAAAGACUAUAAGGUAUCAUCAUUGUAAUAUAAUACAAACAAAUGUUAAUGUUUGAUAAUAUUAAAAAAUUAUGAAAUAUUUGACUGAUUUUUAAAAAUGUAAUGGAUAUGCUCCAUCUCCCUUAUGUGAGUUUGUGACACAUUAGAGUAAUAAUGGUAGAGCAACCAAUCUAUUACUAGAGGAGACUACUGUGCAGUUUAGACGUACUUCUCAGUUAGAGCCAGUCAUUUCUGGAACACACUUCCUAUUGGUUUAAGGGGUCUUACAAAUUAUUCCACAUUUAAAUACAAGUUAAAAGCCAAUCAAGUUAAUAAUCGUGUAAUUUUUUUUUUUUUUUUUUAGCUUUUUUUUAUGAAAUUCUUAUUAUGUUUUGUCAUUUUGAUGUAUGUAACUUUACUGUAAUUGUAUGUGUAAAUGGGUUUUUUGAUUUUAGGUUGCCUUUUUAAAAUCUGUCAACAGAUGAAAUGAGUCUUUGUGUCUUAUUUACAGUUUUACUGCUAAUGAGCAUUGUCCCUGUCAAAUAAAUAUUUUCAAAUUACACUUGAAACUCUUUUUAUCAUACUACGGUUUUAGGACGCAGCAAAAAGACUUGUUUUGUAGGAAGAUUGAAAAAACGUCGGUCUACGUAAUUGUAAACUAGUAAUUUCAUGGCGUCGUCGAUCGACAGAUGGACUUUAUUUCGCUGAAUCAAGGCUCACCUUUGACCAGAAAGGGAACAUGAAAGUCUUAUUUUCUCUCUUUUUGCUACUGUUCUUAACGUUACACGAGAAUGGUGUGUCUGGUGUUGGUAAAGAUGAUGUGUCUGUGAGCAGAGGAGAUUCAGUCACUCUACACACUGGUGUUAAAACCAACCAACAAUACAUAAUUGUGUGGUUGUAUGAAGGCAUUCGUAUCGCUGUAAUCAGAGGAGACCUCAGUUAUAUCUGUACAGAUGUUCAAUGCAAUAAUGGCACUGAGAGAUUCAGAGACAGACUGAAGCUGGAUCAUCUGACUGGAUCUCUGACCGUCAUGAACACCAGACUCAGAGAUGCUGGAGAAUAUCAGCUACUGAUCAGCAGCAGCAAAAGCAUCAAUGAAAUGAUCUUCAGAGUUGUUGUUAAAGAUGUCUAUUGGGUUGAUGAAGACGAUAAUGAUGAAGAGUCAGUAUCAGUGAUUGAGGGAGAUUCAGUCACUCUACACACCGGUGUUAAAACAGACCAACAGGACAGAAUUGUGUGGUUUAAUGAAGGCAGUCGUGUCGCUGUAAUCAGCGGAGAUCUCAAUGUUAUCUGCACUGACGUUCAGUGUGAUAACAGCACUACGAGAUUCAAAAACAGACUGAAUCUGGAUCAUCAGACUGGAUCUCUGACCAUCAUGAACAGCAGAAACACAGAUGCUGGAGAAUAUCAGCUACUGAUCUUUAGCAGCUUCCGCUUGAGUAAAAAGAUCUUCAGAGUUGUUGUUCAUGAUGUCCAUUGGGUUCAAGAAGUGAAAGUGGAAGUGUCCGUGACGGAUGGAUAUUCAGUCACUCUAAACACUGACACUACAACAAAGCAGCUCCACAAAAUUAAAUGGUAUUUCAAUAACAUUUGUGUUGCUCAGAUCAGAGGAGAUCUCAGUUACAUCUGCACAGAUGUUCAGUGCGAUGAAGGCGCUGAGAGAUUCGGAGACCGACUGAAGCUGGAUCAUCAAACUGGAUCUCUGACCAUCAUGAACAUCAGAAACAGAGAUAGAGGAGAAUAUAAACUGGAGAUCAUCAGCAACAGAGGCAGCAGAAGAAAGAUCUUCAGAGUUCUUGUUGAUGAUUCUGGGCCGUUUUCAGCUGCUGUACCAAGACUAUAUGAAAUUGUUGCUAUUGCUGCUGCUGUUCUGCUUCUUGCUGCUGCAGUUUCUGGUGUAAUUUGCUGCUACAAGAGCAAAGCAAAUGGUAAAAUCAGACUCCAGGAGGCAGCGGAGUGAUCAGGCAAAAGGUGUUGAAGACUGUCCUGAUCAGAAUGACACUCUAUUGAUGAAAACUAUUAGCAACUCGUCCACCAAUCAGACUGAAGCUGCCAUCGAGACGCCAACGUAACACUGGUUUAUUGUUUAACUUUCAUUGAACAAGAAGAUGGGCAACUAGAAGGAACUCAUUUCUGGUGACCUAAGUGUUAGCCAGUUCUGACUGAUUUUUAGUUUAUAUAUUUUUAUAUAUCUUAAAGGUGCAGUAGGUGGUCUGGGAAAAUCCUAACUUUAACCUGAUAGCAUUGAAAAUGCAUGUCAUUCACUGCAUGAAAAUUGCUGUUCAAAGCCACGCUUUCAUAGCUUUAAGUCAUGAACGUGUACUAAAUGGACGACCACAAGCAACAUUACAGCACUACAUCGUGUGUUAUUCACCAGUGAGAAAUCUUUACAAUAGGGUUGACAUGAUACUGGAAUUCGGUACCAAUCGAUACUGAAAUUGUAAAAACCUCAGUGUACCGCAAACAUUAAAGCGCAGCAGAAAUGAAUGUGAUUGGUCAUGAAGGUCAUCAGUUCACCGAACUCACAUCUGUUUCAUCUCCUAAAUAUUUAUUAAUAGACUGCUCUAAUGAGGGUUUCAAAAUGGGUUGGAUCAUUUCUUGAAUGCUGACCCUAAUUUGUUAUGCUUUUAUAUCCCUAAAUUGAUCUUUGCAAAGUGUGGAGGUCUAAAAUUAUUAUUAGCCUGUGAUUUUUGGUUGAAAAAAACAAACAAACUCCCAAUUGUUUCUCAUAUAAAGAUUGGAAGCCUGUAAGCUUGA